Messenger RNA from Camelina sativa (false flax), 1643 nucleotides. Its product is annotated as nudix hydrolase 8. Gene Ontology annotation, molecular function: NAD binding; NADH pyrophosphatase activity; ADP-ribose diphosphatase activity. The record is from RefSeq and is a predicted model, not a curated record. Lineage: Eukaryota; Viridiplantae; Streptophyta; Magnoliopsida; Brassicales; Brassicaceae.
AAUCGUAGCUCAAGAAGAAAUUCACGUGUAUUUUGUCUUUUGAUGUAAGAUAUUGAAACUGUUCUUGGCUUUCCUUUUCUCAUUUCUCACUUAACCACUCGAUUCACUUUACACCACACAUUAUAAGUGUGCCUAAAAAAAAUCUCUCAUUACAUACAUUUCUCUUUCUUCUUCAUUUCAUUCUUAUUUAAGAUUUUAAUCUGCUCAAUCGCUUGUAAGCAACUUCUAAGUUCUUUAAUCGCUGUCCAUUUAUAGUAAAAACCUUUUUUUUUUCUCACAUAGAUCUAAGUUCGAGAUCUUCUUUGAUCUCCAAUGGAUUCUAUAUCUGUCUCUGAGGUUACUGUUAUUGGAAGAACACAUUUGGGUUUUAUGCACAGUUUCAGACAGCCAUUUUCUGGUGUUCCAAUGUCUCCAAAGUUCUGUUAUUCCAGAGUUGAAGGGCCAAGGGCAAUAUCAUCAAGUGAUACCAACACAACGAGCCAAUUUGCUUAUGGAGAACGCACAGCUGCAACUAAUUCAGAUCUAGGGUACAAGAUCAAUGGAGUAAACCUAAAAAGCAGAACACUGAUAAGUUCUGUUAAAGAAAGAUUAUUACUUGAUGCUAAUGAUGAUGCGUAUGGUGGAGUAAUCGUUGAUCAUGAAAAAUUACCAUCAAAUCCUUACGCUUUCGCUUCUAUUCUUCGAGCUUCUCUUUCCGACUGGAGAAGAAAGGGGAAGAAAGGAGUUUGGUUAAAGUUACCUGUGGAACAAUCAGAAUUUGUCCCAAUAGCUAUAAAGGAAGGUUUUGAGUAUCAUCAUGCAGAGAAAGGAUAUGUGAUGUUAACAUAUUGGAUACCGGAGGAGGAACCUAGUAUGCUUCCUGCAAAUGCUUCACAUCAAGUUGGUGUUGGAGGUUUUGUAUUAAAUCAACAUAAAGAGGUGCUUGUGGUACAAGAAAAGUAUUGUGCUCCAUCGAUUACAGGUCUAUGGAAGUUACCAACAGGGUUUAUAAAUGAAUCUGAAGAAAUUUUCUCUGGUGCCGUAAGAGAAGUCAAGGAGGAAACUGGGGUAGAUACAGAGUUCUCAGAGGUUAUAGCUUUCAGACAUGCUCACAACGUUGCUUUUGAGAAAUCUGAUCUGUUCUUCAUCUGUAUGUUGAGACCUCUCUCUGAUAAGAUAACCAUCGAUAGUCUUGAGAUCGAAGCCGCAAAGUGGAUGCCAUUGGUGGAGUUUGUGGAGCAACCGAUGAUAAGAGAAGAUAAAAUGUUUAAGAGAGUGAUUGAAAUCUGCGAGGCGAGAUUAAGCCAUCGGUACUGCGGUCUUUCUCCACAUCGACUUGUCUCUACUUUUGAUGGCAAACCUUCUUCUCUCUAUUACAACGUUGUUGAUGAUGAUCAUGAUCCUUCCAACUAUUGCAACACUGAUUUCUUAUAAAUAGAACGGAUCAAACCGAACCAAACAAAAUGCUGUAUAUACUUAUUCACAUGUAAUGUGUAUUGUAUUACUCUCUUCAGUAUAGUAGAUUGUGUUGAAGCAUAAUCAAAUCCCGUAUCACAACAUAUUUGCAUAACAUAACAUAUUUACAUAACACAACACAUUUACAUAGCACAUCACAUUUGUAUAAGUUAGUUAUUUGAUUAAGGGACGCAAGUUGUUCUGUUUUA